Messenger RNA from Podarcis muralis (Common wall lizard), 2445 nucleotides. The record is from RefSeq and is a predicted model, not a curated record. Lineage: Eukaryota; Metazoa; Chordata; Lepidosauria; Squamata; Lacertidae.
AUGAGCUGGUUGCUGGUAGAAAGAUCUCCAUGGAAUAUGGUUCUCAUUAUGGUGCUCUUAGUGCCCCUUCAGAUGGAGUGCAAUGCUCCUUUUCCUCAGUGCACUGCCAGGGAACAUGUUCAUCAUCUUCACAGGUACUAUCAGCCAGGAGACCUCAUCACUGCCGGCAUCCUCCCUCAGAUCUACAUCCUUUCAAGUUCUUUAUCCUUUCAGAAACCACCAUCUGAUGAAGACGUCGAUGAUCUCCUGGUACUGACUCAGGGCUACCAGCACAUCCUGGCUUUGGUAUUUGCUGUAAAGGAGAUCAAUGCAAAUCCCUGGAUAUUGCCCAAUGUCAGCCUGGGCUUCGACAUCUAUAAUAGUGAGUUCAGGGCACGAUGGACUUACCUUGCUUCAAUGGAGCUUCUCUCCACACAAGGUAGAUUCACCCCUAACUAUAAAUGUGGCAACAAGAACAACCCAGUAGCAGUCAUUGGGGGUCCAGACUCUGAAACUUGCUUGCAUAUGGCAGCUACUCUGUCCACCUACAAGAUCCCGCAGCUCAGAUAUGGUUCACAUUCAAUGAUGAAACAUGGCAACCAAGAUGUUUUCUUCCACCAAUUGUUCCCUCAUAGCAAUCAUCAGUAUAUGGGCAUCCUCAAGUUGCUGUUGCAUUUCAGUUGGAUCUGGAUUGGGGUCAUUUCCCUAGAAGAUGAAAAUGGAGAGUUGUUUGUACAGAAUGUGCUUCCCAAUUAUUCCCAGAAUGGUAUCUGCUUUGAGUUCAUAGAAAGAUGCUCCAAAAAAGCUUUUUCUGCUGAUACUAGUGAAGUACUCUCAGACUGGUUUCCAUUGUCUCGUCGCAUUAUGGGAAGCAGCGUAACUGCUGUGGUCGUAUAUGGUGAAAUCCACACGAUGAUCAGUUUGAGAAGCUUGAUCCAGCUACCGCAAUUUGAAGAUAUACCAGUCAAAAGAAAAGUCUGGAUUAUGACAGCCCAGAUGGAUUUCUCAUCUCUUCCCUUUCAAGCAGGCUGGGGCAUAGAUUUCAUUCAUGGCUCUUUAUCCUUUGCCGUUCAUUCAAGGGACAUAUUGGCAUUCCAGACAUUUCUUCAGAUCCGAAACCACCUCUCAGAAAAAGAAGAUGGCUUUGUCAGGCAUUUCUGGGGACAUGCAUUUGGCUGCUUGUUCCCCACAUCCGAUAUAGAAAUAAUGGAUGGACAAAUCUGCACUGGGGAGGAGAAACUGGAGACUCUUCCUUCUUCUGUUUUUGAAAUGAGCAUGACUGGCCACAGCUACAACAUGUACACUUCAGUAUAUGUUGUGGCACAUGCUUUACAUAACAUGUACACAUCCAAAUACAAACAUGGAGCAAGGGCAGAUAAAACGAAGUGGAUGCUUCUGACUCAAAAGCCAUGGAAGGCACUUCCGAUUUCUCUGUGUAAUGACAAAUGUCAUUUGGGUUAUAGCAAAGCAAUGAAGGAAGGGGAGCCAUUUUGCUGCUAUGAUUGCUUUCCCUGUCCAGCUGGGAAAAUUUCAAACCAGUCAGAUAUGAAUGAUUGUUUACAAUGCCCAGAAGACCAGUAUCCAAAUAACCUCCAGGAUUCAUGCAUUCUGAAAUACAUAAGUUAUUUGUCCUAUGAAGAACCAUUGGGGAUCAGUUUGACAAUUGCUGCUCUCUCUUUUUCUUCCAUCACAGUUUGGGUCCUUCAGAUUUUCAUUAAGCACCAGGACACUCCCAUAGUCAAAGCCAACAACCGGAGCCUCACUUACACUCUCCUUUUCUCCCUCUUGCUCUCUUUCCUUUGUACUUUAUUAUUCAUAGGUCGACCUGAAAAAGUAGUAUGUCUCCUUCGACAAUCUGUUUUUGGUGUCAUUUUCUCCAUUGCAGUUUCUUGUGUGUUGUCCAAAACAACAAUAGUGGUCCUAGCUUUCAUGGCUACCAAACCAGGAUCCAGCAUGAGAAAAUGGAUGGGGAAGCAACUGGCCACCUCCAUUGUUCUUUCCUGCUCCAUGAUUCAAACCACUCUUUGCAUUGUGUGGCUCUCAACCUUUCCCCCAUUCCCAGAUUUGGACAUGCACUCCAUGACUAAAGAAAUUGUACUGGAAUGUAAUCAAGGGUCAGUCGGUAUGUUUUAUUGCAUCCUGGGCUAUAUGGGUUUCCUGGCCAUUGUCAGCUUCACUGUGGCCUUCUUAGCCAGGAAGUUGCCUGACAGUUUUAAUGAAGCCAAGUUUAUCACCUUCAGCAUGCUGGUCUUUUGCAGUGUGUGGUUGUCAUUUGUUCCAACUUACUUGAGCACCAAGGGCAAAUACAUGGUGGCUGUGGAGAUCUUCUCCAUUUUAGGCUCCACUGCUGGUUUAUUAGGCUGCAUCUUUUCCCCCAAAUGCUAUGUUAUUUUACUGAGGCCUGAACUGAACAGCAGAGAACAGCUAAUGGGGAAAAGAGAUAAAGAAGUUAAAAAUGGAUGGUAA